Chlamydomonas reinhardtii is the source of this 6300-nucleotide messenger RNA. RefSeq lists its product as uncharacterized. Lineage: Eukaryota; Viridiplantae; Chlorophyta; Chlorophyceae; Chlamydomonadales; Chlamydomonadaceae. The transcript is spliced from 11 exons. Gene Ontology annotation, cellular component: catalytic step 2 spliceosome. The record is from RefSeq and is a predicted model, not a curated record. Gene Ontology annotation, biological process: negative regulation of RNA catabolic process; regulatory ncRNA-mediated post-transcriptional gene silencing. Bases 108 to 5450 code for a protein of 1780 amino acids.
CGAAUGCACAACACAUAACAUUAAUAGCACGAAGUGGCGGUAUGAAUAAGAUCCAUUGCAGUAUGCCCGCGCAAAGCGAGUAGGCAUUGGCGCGCCCAGCUACAAUCAUGAGUCUGUUUCCAAUCAUCGGAGGAGCUGGUGGCGAUGGAACCGGGGGGAGGCAGCAGCCGUGGUCGGAGGCAUCCCGGGGACCGGGGGCCCAGGAUGGCCCUGCUGCGUGGCUCAGCAACAACUCCAGCUUCCAGCCAGCCUCUGCGGACGUGCUACAGCCUCAGGCCCCUUACGGCAACUAUGCCACCCAGGCCGAGUUUCUGCGCGCCGCGGAGCGCUACCUAGACAGCAGCAGCGACGAGGACGAGGCGGGGGCCGGCGAGCGGGAGGGGCGUGGCAAGGGGGCGGCAGGGGCGGAGAGGCACGGGCCCGAUGGCCCAGGUGGUGCUGCUGUGGCUGCUGCAGCCGCUGUGAAAGGCGUAGAGUACCGUGACCGGCGGCGAGGGGGGCGCGGCAGUGAUUCCGAAGACGGGGACAGGGGCGCGCGGCGGUCAAAGAAGCGGAAGCACAAACGCUCCUCACGCUCCCGCUCGCGGUCGCGCUCACGGGACCGCAAGUCGCGGCGCAAGCGGCGUCGGAGACGCGGCAGCAGCAGCGACAGCGGCCGAGGCAGUAGCGGCAGUAGCAGCAGUGACAGCGAAGACGAGCGCCGGCGCCGGCGUGAGAAGGAGCGCGCGCGGGAGCGGGACAAGAUUCUGCGGCUUGAACGCGCGGCGGCCGCCGCCGGCAUGGCGCCGCGCGACGCGGCGGCGCUAGCCGCCGGCGCCGCCGCCGCUGGCGGCGGCCGCAAGCCGCCGCUGCGCGGCGGCGGUGGCGGGCCGCAGCCCGGGGACACCUACUUUGACACUCGCGGCGAUCUGCAAAACCUUGUGUACGAAUGCCUGUACGGCACUGACGUGGCGUCGUACUAUCGCGUGGAUCCAAUGGGGCUGGCGCGCGGGUCUCGCGCCCGCCGGCGGAUGCCGGGCCAGGUGAUGGCGGCGGCGGCGGCACACGGGGGCCAGCCACGCUUCCGGUCAUCAAUGUACGACACAGAGGACGAAGAGCUCGCGGAAGACGAAAAGGCGCGCGCGGCGGCGCUGGCGGCGCGGUACUUUGGCGCGCGAGCAGCGGCGGUUGAGCGCAGCCGGAGGCUGCCGCGGCUGCAUCUGGCGGAGGCGCCCGUGCUGCCUGGCGCCGCCGACAGCCGGCGGCGUGGCGGCGCCGGCGCCGGCGCCGUUGGCUCUGCCGCCGCCGCUGCUGGCCGUGCAGCGCAGCCGCGCGGCUGGCUGCUGUCCAAGCUGGAGCUCGGCGCCGCCAGUGGCGGCGGCGGCGCAGCGGCUGGUGGCGGCGGCGGCGCCGAAGGCUACCUGCAGCAGAGCCGCAUGGCGGUGCCGCUGCCGGCGUUCCUGCCGCUCCGUGACGGUGCUGCCGAAGCUGCCGCCGCGGCGACGGCGCAGGAGGCUGGGCUUGGUCAGCGGUGGCUGCCGGCGGAAGUGGCGGCGUCGCUGGCAGCGGCGGCGGCGGGCGGGGAGUCUUCCGAGGAGUGGGUGUUGCGGCGAACCCGGGAGUACAACACAGCAGUGCGGGAGGCGCCGGGGGAUGUGGCGCUGUGGCUUCGCUUUGCGGCGUUUCAGGAUGUGACGGCGCGGCUAUUGACGCGUCGGGCGGGCGAGGUGGCGGGCGCGGCGGCGGAGAAGAAAGUGGCCAUCCUGCAGCGGGCCCUGGACGCCCACCCCGGCCACCCCGCGCUGCUGCGGGCGCUCAUGGGCUGCAGCGAGCCGCUGCUGGAGCCGGAGGCGCUGCUGGACCGGUGGGAGCGGCUGCUGCGGCGAGUGCCGGGCGAGCCGGCGCUGUGGCGUGACUACCUGGCGCGGCGCCGGGCGGCCUUUGCGUCGGCGCGACUGCCGGGGCUGCAGUCGGCCUACUGCAACGCCCUGCACUCGCUCGCCUCGGAGCGCGCCGCAGCAGCCCGCCAGGCCGCGGCCGCGGACGCCGCCGCCGAGGCCGGCGAGCGGGCGCGGCUGCGGCGGAGCUGCGCGCAGCUGGACGCCGCCGCCUCGGGGCUGCUGCUGGAGCUGACGUGUCUGGAGCUGGGUGCGGGCGCGGACGAGGCGGCGGUGGCGCGGCUGCAGGCGGCGAUUGAGUUCCACGUCUUCGCGCCGGCGAGCCUGGACCGGCCGGGUGGGACGACGGCGGGCGCGUUUGGCGCCGGCGGCGCCGGCGGGCGGCUGAGCGCCGGCGUGCUGUUGCGCCUCUUUGACAACUUCUGGCAGGGCGGUGCGCCGCGAGCGGGCGAGGAGGGCGCGGCAGGCUGGGUGCGUUGGUACCGGCGGGAGACGGAGGCGCUCUGGGUGGCGCGGCCGGGCGACUCGCUGCCAGCCGCCGUGCGGGAGAAGCAGGCCCUGGGCCCGGGCGCAGGGGGCGGCGAACACGACGAGGAGGGCGCUGGCGUGGCAGGAGGAGGGGCGGGUGGUGGAGGCGGCGGCGAUGGUGGCGGCAACAGCUGGAGUGGGUGGAUGGAGCUGCCGCCGCUGCCGCCGCACCUGCGGCCGCAGCCGGGACAGGAGUCGGCGGCGCCGGCCGGGGCAGGGGCAGGGGCAGGGGCUGCAAACGGAGGCGAGGCAGCUGCAAAUGAGGGCGAGCAGGAGGCGGAGGUAAAAGCGCAAGCGGAUGACGAUGACGAGGAGGAGGAAGAGGACGAGGAGGCUGCACAGGCGGAGGACGUGCAGCUGAGUGAGGAGGAGCUGCUGGCGCAGCUGGGCCUCAAGCUGGAUGCGCAGCUGGAGGAGAUGAGCAAGCAGGGAGUGCCGCCGGCCAUCCUCUCCCGCUGGCUGCGCACAGAGGCGGACCGGGCGGCGCGUGACUGGGCGCCGUUGCGGCCGCCGGACCACCACCGCUCCGGCAGGUCACCGGACCAGGAUGCUCGCGAUCCGGGAUCGGACCCCGAUCCGGAUCCGCACCGGGUGGUGCUGCUGGACGACAUCCGGGACGGCAUCUUCCCGCUGGAGGAUCCGGAGCUCAAGCGGGAUCUGGUCCUGGCCGGUCUGGCGCUUCUGGGCGCGCCCCUGGGCCCCAGUUCCAGCGCGCUUGGAUCCGGAUUUGGAUUCGGAUCCGAAUCCGGAUCGGGCGUCGCAGGGCCGCUGGGCGGAGCCAGCAGCGUGGGCUGCUGCUCGCUGUCGUACCUGCGGCUGCUGCCGCCAGACGCGGCGGUAGCGGCCUGCCGCCGCGUGAUGCCGCUGCCGCUGCUGCCAACAUCGCACGCCGAGUUCUCCCAACAGCACCAGUCCCUGCAGCAACAGCAGCUGCAACAGGCCUGGUACCUUGCGGAUGAGUCCAGGCGCGCCUUCGUGUCUCGCUUGCUCCGGCUGCUCAUUGACGAGGCGUCGGCCGCCGCCGCCGCCGCCGCUACAGCUCCUGUCGCCGCCGGCAGCAGCGGCGCCGCCGUUCUGGUGUCCGCACUGCCCCAGCUGUGCCUGGCUUACCUCCUGAUCGAAACCGCAGAGCCCGCCGCUACAGCCGCCGCCGGCGCCGGCGCCGCCGCCGCUACAGCCAGUGCUGCCACACCGCAUGGGCCGAUGGGGCCGAACCUGGAGCGUGCGCGGGCUGCUGCUCGCGGCUUCCUGUCCUCGCCUGGCCGGCGCAACAGCCUCGCAAUGCUGAUGGCGCUGGCGGCGCUGGAGGACGCCGCCGGCGGCGCCAAGGCAGCGCGCCGUAUUCGGGACGCCGCCCUGGCGGCCGCGGGGCCGCCGGUGUCGCCACCAGGCGCCGCCGCCGCCGCGGCGGCGCUGCCGGACUGCGAGCUUGCGAUGGUGCCGCUAGUGGUGCAUCAGUACGCAGAGGCGGAGCGCGCGGCGGCGUCAGCCGCCGCAGCCAGGGCGGUGCAGCUGGCGGCGGCGGAGCCGCAGGGCAAGGCGGCGGCGGCCGCCGCCGCCGCCGCGCUGGAGCACGCGCUGCGUGCGCAUCACGUGCUGCGCUGGUUCCUGUCAUCACGAGGUCCCAACAGCAGCAGUAGCAGCGGUCAUGCAGCCGUAACGGUAACCCCCGCGGCUGCAUCGUAUCUGCCGUAUGCUCCUUUCAAGUCCGGCGGAGCGGCGGUGACGCGGGAGGACCUGGCGGCGGCGCGGCGCGGCUUUGAGGCGCGCAUCCCCGGCCUGCUGGCAAAGGGUGGCGCCCUGGACCACGCGGCCGCCUCCACCCUCUACCUGGGCGGCCUGUUUGAAGCCCUCACCGGGCGGCUGUUCCCCGGCGCGGCCUCCUCUGGCCCUGGCGGCGGGCUGGCGGCGGCGCUGACCAUCUACAAGCACGCAACGGCGGCGGUGCCGCUGGCGGCGCGGCGCGGCAGCGGUAUACAUGAGGCGCUGGCUGUUGCGUUUGGUGGUCUGGUGGUCUCGGAGCUGGAGGCGGCGGCGGGCUGGUCUGGUGGCGGCGGCGGCGGCGGCGGUGCAGGCGGCGCAACGGCGGUGCAGCCGGGCCGGGCGCGGACGCUAUUGCUGCAGGCUCUGGAGCUAUACCCCACCAACCCCGAGCUGCCCGCGCUACUGCUGCGCCUUGCCGCGCUGGCCCGCAGCCGCUGCCGCCUGCGCACCGACCUGGCCACAGCCGCCGACUGCCUCCGCCGCGCCGCCGCUGGCACCCUGGACGCGCUGGCUGCUUCCACGGAGGCGGCGGCGCGAGUGGCGGCGGCGGGCGGUCCUGCAGGAAGUGGCGAUGCGGGUGCGGAUGCGGAGUUCCUGGCGGGGCCGGACGGCGGCGCCGCCGCUGCCGCGGCGGCGGUCAUAUGGUGGGCGCAGCUGGCUUCCGAGAGCUACAGCGCCACCUCUUCCAUGGCGGCGGCUGGCGGCGGCGACGCCGGCAGUAGCAUCGGCAGUAGCAUCGGCGCCGGCAGUCGCCUCGGUGCUACCGCCGCGGCGGCCGACGCGCGGCUGUUGCGCCUGCUGGAGCGGGCGGCGGCGGCGCGGCACCUGGCACACGUGGCCCCGGUGUGGGUUGCCUACCUAGGCCACGAGGCGGCGGCGGGGCGCGGCGCCGCCGCCAAGCGCGUGUUCCUGCGGGGUGUGCGCGAGGUGCCGCUGGCCAAGGCGCUGUGGCUGCAGGGACUGGCGCUGCUGGGCACAGCGGAGGGCGCCGCCGCUACAGCUGCUGCUGCAACUGCCGGCGCUGGCGGCGGCGGGGCUGCUGCCGCUGCUGCGGCUGGGUCUGCGGCGGCGGCGGCGACUGGCGGAAGCGGAAGCGCUGGAAAGCAGGAGCAGCAGGGUAUGGGACAGGGGCAGCAGCCGCUGCAGCUGCAGCCGCUGCAGCUGCAGCCGCUGCUGGGCAGUCGGGAGGUGGGUGAGCUUCUGGGGGUGGCGGGCGACAAGGGGCUGCGGCUGCGCACGGACGUGUACGAGGUGAUGCUGGAGCACCUGGCGGAGCAGUAGCAGCAGCAGCAGUAGCAGUACCAGCAUUAGGGGCAAAAGUGAUGGCAGCUGCAGUUACAGUAGCAAUCUGGUCAGGGAAGUACCGUAGUGGUAGCAAAUUGGUAAUAGGUGCAGGACUGGUAAGCACGGAGGGCAUUGGAGUAAGGUUUGCGUCAGUGAAAGGAGUCCGGGUAGGUGUGGUGGAAGAGUUAUCAGGAGAACGUACCGCAUUGAAGACUUGGGGGAGUGGUUGUUGCAAUUCUGGCUGCAGGCGGAGGCGGCAUAAACUCUUUGGGAUGCAGACGUGUGGGCCUGUUGGGGCAGAACCAAGAGUGCAAGAGGAAUGCAAAGACUGAGCUCAUUUCGAGAAUUCCAGGCUUACAUAACCAGGCAUGCCAGUACCUAGGUGUGAUAUUGAAAUGCGUAGAUGCGAAUGCGAAUGCGAUAACUUAUUGCAGCCUGUCGAAGGGCAGCGCAACGCAGCGCAUCACGACCAUCAUGGUUGUUACUCGACGCACCAUUACACUCUGACUCUGUUGUCCUCCGCUGGCAGAUAGCCAAAUUUAUGCGGAUGCCCUGCCCGUGGCAUGGUCCCGCUAAGUUCGGGUUAAAAACGACGGGUCGACGGCUGAACGAUGGAUGAGGGGGGGGGCUCCCAACGGCUGCGCGCGGGUAUUCGCGCACGUGCAAGGCACGAACACGCAGAGUCAGGACAGGGCUUGCCUCAUGUUGCUUCAGUUUAGAGAUUAGGGCACAUGGUCAGGAUGUAACAGGGGAGUGAAGCGGCCUUGACAUCAAAACCAGAGCUGACCAUCGCGCAUUCCGUGCUAUGCUUGAAUUUUGACGCGACAGCGGUCUGUACAUGCACAUA